AGAACAUUCGUUCGAUGUGACGUCGUUGGAGGCGUUGGCCAGUUCAGUGAUCCUGUCGGAAUCGGGCUCUGUAGAACCACCUGUAGUUAUUUUAAUUAUUCCAAAAUCUUAUUUUAACUCUUAAAAUUCUAUUCAAAUUUCUCUGGUCAGUCGUCAAAAUGAUCAAAAACGGUCACCACGCAGCCAGUAACCGGAGUGAAGAAGCCGGGUCCGGUAAGACGGUGGACUCGAUGUGUAGCCCGGAGAAGAGGAAGCGGGUGGUGCGGUUGUGGUGUGACGGCUGCUACGACAUGGUGCACUACGGUCACUCCAACCAACUGCGACAGGCCAAAGCUCUGGGAGAUUACCUGAUUGUGGGCGUGCAUACAGACGCGGAGAUUUCCAAACACAAGGGCCCCCCAGUCUUUACUCAGGAAGAACGGUACAAGAUGGUGCGUGCAAUCAAGUGGGUGGAUGAGAUCGUAGAAGGAGCUCCGUAUGUGACGACGCUGGAGACUCUGGACAAAUACAGCUGUGAUUUCUGCGUGCAUGGAGAUGACAUCACGCUGACGGUAGAUGGCAAAGACACAUAUGCAGAGGUGAAGCGGGCGGGUCGUUACCGGGAGUGUAAACGCACGCAGGGUGUCUCGACCACUGACCUGGUGGGACGCAUGUUGCUCAUGACCAAAGCCCAUCACAGCAACUUGGAUAACACUGAUUACCAGCAGCACACAGACAACUUUGGAAAGGGUGCCACAGUUCACAGUCCUUGGACGGGAGUUUCUCAGUUCCUGCAAACAUCUCAGAAGAUCAUUCAGUUCGCCUCAGGAAAGGAGCCGCAGCCCGGAGACACCAUCAUCUAUGUGGCCGGAGCGUUUGAUCUUUUCCACAUUGGUCAUGUUGACUUCUUGGAAAUGGUUUAUAAACAAGCAGAGAGGGCUUACGUCAUCGUGGGUCUGCACUUUGACCAGGAAGUGAAUCGCUACAAAGGGAAGAACUACCCAAUCAUGAACAUCCAUGAGAGAACUCUGAGUGUUCUUGCCUGUCGGUAUGUGUCAGAGGUGGUGAUUGGUGCACCAUACGCAGUGGGCAAAGACCUGCUGGAUCAUUUUAAAGUGGAUUUGGUGUGCCACGGCAAGACGGAAGUAUUUCCAGACAAGGAUGGGUCAGACCCCUAUGCUGAACCUAAGAAGAGGGGGAUCUUUAGGAGUGUAGACAGUGGAAAUAAUCUCACCACUGACGACAUCGUCCAGAGGAUCAUUGCAAACAGGCUGCAGUUCGAAGCCAGGAACCAGAAAAAAGAGGCCAAGGAGAUGGCGGCGAUCGAAGCGAUGAAGAGGAGAGAGAAGGAGCAGCAGGAUGAAGCUGCAGCUCAGCCUGUCCACUCAUGAACUCUGAUCGUUUUAAGUCUGUUUUACUCCUUCAGGUACACCCAGCUUUAAAAACAAGGACCCUGCAGAGCCAGACGGAGAGUCCACAUUGUCCUCAGCCACAUCUGGACCCGUCCAGUGGGUUCAAACCGGCUUCAGACCUUGUUUUAUCUACGAGGUUUGUCCCUCACCGAGAGCUCCAUACUGAUCUUUGUGUUGUUUUAGUCUCACACUACAUGUAGAGGUUAAUUUUUUAACUUUUCAUAACUUAUUGACAAAGUGUUACUAUCUGUGUCGGUUAGCGUGUUCGAUUUUAAACAAUUUUUAAAGAUCAGUCUUAAAACUUGUCAUCAGUAAAGUUGAAUGUACUUGUUUUUUAAACACAUUUCAUUUCUUGAUGUCAGUUUUUCCCUUCCUCUAAAGAAAAACAUAAUGUUGUUAAAUCAUUUGUUAAGAAAUCAGUGGAGUUUAGCUACCAGUUUGCACCGUGUGUGUGCGUGUGUGUAUGUAUGUGUGUGUGUUUUAAAGAACAUAGUGCCUCGUUCCUGAAGCUAUAAAUUAAUUUAAGGGCUGUAAACUGUUUCAGCCUCAGAGGAAACAGUCUGUGUGAAAAAAUUAAAUCCUUCUUUAUUCAGUUUAUUUUCCAAGAAAUUUGUUCAACAAGAAACAAAUGUGUCUCCGGUUCUUAAACUCUGUUUCUCAAGACAAUCCAAGGACAUUAAUCUGUCAAACUCCGACGUCUAAUUGUUGUUUUCUUGUUUUACGUUUAACAUUUGUAAGGUUAAAUGAAGAUAAAGUGGUGGACUGAAAAUUUACAUAAAGUUUAUAGAUGUGGAGAAUAUUCUCAGCAUUUCCAUAACUAUAUCUGUGAGUAUAUUCCACUUUAUGAAUUAAACGGUGGUCUGUU
Messenger RNA from Nematolebias whitei (Rio pearlfish), 2256 nucleotides. RefSeq names its product phosphate cytidylyltransferase 2, ethanolamine (gene pcyt2). Gene Ontology annotation, cellular component: cytoplasm. Gene Ontology annotation, molecular function: ethanolamine-phosphate cytidylyltransferase activity. Gene Ontology annotation, biological process: phosphatidylethanolamine biosynthetic process. NCBI's taxonomy places the organism in Eukaryota, Metazoa, Chordata, Actinopteri, Cyprinodontiformes, Rivulidae. The transcript is spliced from 12 exons. Bases 159 to 1370 code for a protein of 403 amino acids. The record is from RefSeq and is a predicted model, not a curated record.